AUGGAGAUUUGCAAAUUUCUCACCGUGAUAUUCGUCGCCGUUGUCGUCCUCUACUCCGUCCAGGCAGCAGAACAAGGAGGAGAUCAUCAUUUGAUGGCCUGCAUGCAAAAACUUAUGCCGUGUCAAAAGUACAUACACGCAGUGAAUCCGCCGCCUCCAGCGUCAUGUUGCGGACCAAUGAAAGAGAUCGUGGAGAAAGACUCCCAGUGCCUAUGCACAGUUUUUAACAACCCGGCGUUGCUCAAAUCACUCAACCUCACCAAAGAAAAUGCUCUUGAUCUUCCCAAGGCCUGUGGAGCUAAUCCUGACGUCUCAAUCUGCACCAAAACCGCUUUAAAUGACGUUGAUUUCAUAUAUUUCUCUCUUAUCAACCACGAAGCAUCUCCGCCUAUUGCGUCGCCCACCAGCGGAGGCUCUUCCGUUCAAGCUGUCAGCAUCAUCGGUCUUGCCUUUGCGUUUGCUUUUGUGGCAAAAAUCUUAUACUGA
This is a messenger RNA of Brassica oleracea var. oleracea, 486 nucleotides long. Its product is annotated as protein YLS3-like. Bases 1 to 486 code for a protein of 161 amino acids. The record is from RefSeq and is a predicted model, not a curated record. The transcript is spliced from 3 exons. NCBI's taxonomy places the organism in Eukaryota, Viridiplantae, Streptophyta, Magnoliopsida, Brassicales, Brassicaceae.